AUGAAGAGUAUUAUACUCUGCCUGCUCUGUCUCGCUCUCAACGAAGGACUCAUCAGAGUUCCUUUGGUGAAAUGGGAGGAAAUAAUGAAAGAGAGGGGGCUCAUGAAAGAACUGCUGAAAUACUCCCAGUAUAGUUCAAACCAACUGAAUACAGAAGACCUGAUCAACCAGAAGAAUUUGGCCUACUUUGGAAAGAUUGGUGUAGGAACCCCACCACAGUACUUCUAUGUCCACUUUGACACUGGCUCCAGCACUCUCUGGGUCAACUCUGUGUACUGCAAGAGCAGCGCCUGCUACCAACAUCCUCUGUUCAACCCACACAAGUCUCACACAUACCACACCCAUAACAAACCGUUCUCCGUCCAUUACGGAACCGGGAGCGUUACUAGGGUCUAUGGCUAUGACACAAUCACAGUGAGCCUGUUAGUAGUCAAACACCAGAAGAUUGGUCUGAGUAAAAAUGAGCCUGGAAGUCACUUCGCUAAGCCUCUGCAUGAUGGGCUCAUGGGCCUGGCCUUCAUGCCUGAUGAUGACACCAUUGUGGACACCAUGAUCAAAGAAGGUCUCAUUGAGGAGUCUGUUUUUGCUUUCUAUUUGAGCAGGGAUGAUCAAAAAGGCAGUGAGGUAGUUUUCGGAGGAACCAACCCAUCCCAUUACCAGGGCCAGAUCAACUGGGUUCCUGCACAGAGAAACAGCCACUGGCAAGUGACAUUUGAGGGAUUUGAGGUGAACCACAAGAAAACAGACUGGUGUAAGAGUGGCUGUACUGCGAUAGUGGACACAGGAACAUCCAUGCUAGAGUGCCCUCCGCACUAUGUGGCCUCUCUUCAUGAAAUGCUGGGAGCCCACAAGGAUAGCAGUGGUGAUUACGUGUUUGAAUGUAGUAAAGUGAACAGCCUUCCCACACUAACAUUCAUCAUGAAUGGAGCUCACCUGCACCUGCCUCCAUCUGCAUAUGUACUUCAGAGUCAUGGAUCUCACUGCAAGAGCGGCAUCAAGCAGUCUCAUGAGAAGUACAGAGAUGGCCACCCUUACUGGAUCCUGGGUGAUGUCUUCCUCAGACAGUUCUACUCUGUGUUUGAUCAAGGGAGAGCCAGAGUGGGAUUUGCCACUUUGGCUUAG
This is a messenger RNA of Pygocentrus nattereri (red-bellied piranha), 1122 nucleotides long. RefSeq names its product gastricsin-like. Gene Ontology annotation, biological process: proteolysis. The record is from RefSeq and is a predicted model, not a curated record. The transcript is spliced from 9 exons. The coding region runs from base 1 to 1122 and encodes 373 amino acids. NCBI's taxonomy places the organism in Eukaryota, Metazoa, Chordata, Actinopteri, Characiformes, Serrasalmidae. Gene Ontology annotation, molecular function: aspartic-type endopeptidase activity.